Molecule: messenger RNA, 1272 nt
Organism: Kickxella alabastrina
Lineage: Eukaryota; Fungi; Kickxellomycota; Kickxellomycetes; Kickxellales; Kickxellaceae
Exons: 1
Coding region: 1-1272 (423 amino acids)
Source: RefSeq, a predicted model, not a curated record
AUGGCAAGCACGCUGAGCCACAGGCUGUUUACAACGCCCGAGUUUGCCCAGUUUUGCGAUAGGAUGCAGAUCGAGGCCGCCGACGAGCUCCGGACGCUGCGGGAAACCUUGGACAUGGUCAUAGAAGACGAAGAGGCGUACAGAACCAGCAGCAUGGAUCAGUGCAAUAUGGACACCACCAGUUCUGCCGGUCCCUCCGGGCAUGGCCUGCCACACCGACACCCGAACAACAUAUCUGCGCAUAGCGCCAUGCGCCCUCCUGCUACACUCCUGCGCGGCCAGAGCAAUUCGCUAAUGUUAAUCGGGUCGCCCUCAGACAGAACCUUUUCGCCGACCAUUUCACCCUCCCCGCCCAAGCAGGACACGCGUGCUCUUGGAAGUCACCCAAUGUCUCUCAUGGAGAGUCCAUCGAGCGCCGACGAUAAUAUGAUGCGCACGCCUGUAAUCAAAUCACAGCAGCGCAUGUCUCACAGCAUGCCUACGCAACCACUUGAUAUUCCAUCCGACAACUAUUUUGGCUCGGUUAUAGGCGGUGGUGACAGCAGCAGCGGCAACGCCAUUUCAUCUGGGGUUGACGCGAAAGCUUUAAACAACACAGCUAUGCUGCCACUAAUCAAACGGCGACGCCCCGAGCAAGCUAACGCCUCGCUCCCUCCACCCUCGCAUAUGGUGCCAGGGCCCGAAGGCGGGUUUUACCCAGGCGGCCCAACAAAACCACAAUGUCAUGUGUCAGGGCACCGGCCGCAACGCCUGCCAAGGUCGCCACCCAGCACAGCACUACGUUCGCCGCGCUUGGGCGGCCCCAGGGCAGUAUCAAUAACGCUGCCCUCGCUCUCACAAAUCGCGCAGAACCAACAGCAAUUUUUGCCAGUCACUAACCCCCAGGUGUCGCCAAUGCUGGUUAGUAGCCCCAAUUUGGGCAGGGGAUCCAGCUAUCAGCGGACAGUGGCAAGCGGGUUUGCGGGCUUGCAAAGGCAGGACACCGAUGUCUACAUGUCAUCGGGUAACAUGCGGAGGCCCAGUGGCACAAUCACUGAGGGAGGCGCUGGAGGCGGUGGUGGCUACGGAAUUGGUGCUGGCCGCGACGACUUUUCGCACAACGAUAUUGAGCAAAUAAGUCUGCUGCGCGAGGAAAACUCACUGUUGCGGCAGCGGCUGCAAAAGCUGGAGAUGAGUGUUAUACAUAAGCACGCGGAGAUGCAAACAUGGAUGUCACGCAUUGAAAAGGCUGUUGCGCGCAAUGACGAUGGAGACCAGCAGCAGCAGCAAUAG